AUGUCCUGGAGAGCCCUACUCCCAGGACGACUGCUGCUGCUGCUCCCAGGCUCGUGGGCACUAUCAAACGCUCAGCGACUGCACAGCAUGGUGGGGCAAGUGCUCUCCGUGAGGUGCCAGUACCCACCCAGGGGGUGGCCCUACGAGAAGAAAGUCUGGCGUAAGGAAGUGUCAGUGUACGAGUGUGCCAGGUUAGUCGCCAGCUCUAGGCCCCACACGCUGACUCAGGCCUCUCGAUUCUCAAUCUGGGACAAUCCUGGCGCUGGCUUCUUCACUGUCACCAUGACUGGUCUGAGGGAGGAAGACUCAGGACACUACUGGUUUAGAAUCUACCACCCAUCCAGCAACUCUAUCUCUAAGUCCAAAAGGUUCUAUCUGGCAGUGUCUCCAGCCUCUGCCUCCGUGCAAGCCACCUGGGCUCCCCAUGGCCUGGUCUCAUCACAGACCCAGAGCUGCAUAUCCCCCGCUGGAAGAGCCAGACAGGCCCCCAGGGUUUCCUCUGCCAUCACUGUUCCUUCACGGAAACAAAACUCCACCCUCUGCUCCAGCCCUGCAGCCCCGAGUGCUCUGGUCUCCAUGCUCUGUGGACUUCUCCUGGCCAAGAGCCUGGUGCUGUCAGCCUUGCUUGUCCAGUGGGUCUUAAGGAGUUGACAUGUGCAACAUGGAGGGAGGUCUCUGAUGCACCCAGCUCCGGCCAGACCCUAG
Messenger RNA from Pteropus alecto (black flying fox), 705 nucleotides. It is a transcript of the gene NCR2, whose product is annotated as natural cytotoxicity triggering receptor 2. Gene Ontology annotation, cellular component: cell surface. Lineage: Eukaryota; Metazoa; Chordata; Mammalia; Chiroptera; Pteropodidae. The record is from RefSeq and is a predicted model, not a curated record. Gene Ontology annotation, molecular function: signaling receptor activity.